AUGGAUCCCUCCGUCGCUCAUAGGCCAUGGGUGGCCGUCUCAGGGCCGCAGACGCCCGGUUCGACACAAACCCUGCCCUCGAUCUCGACCCUCACCGCGAACAUGCCUGGAACUGGAGCCCCGGAGAAAUCACCAGGUGCAUCACUGAAUACGAUCGAACGCGAUUCGGGGAAUUGGUCUAUGCCGCAAAGCACAAGAUCGUCCACCUACUCUACGACCACCAAUGGCACCGGCAACAACUAUCCCUCCCUUAGCUUCAUUGCCUCGUCGCAACCCUCUCCGAAUCGCACUCAUCCGGCCGUCGACCGCUCUCCCUUCGCCCAUGAUCAAUCAACGACACCUUCCUCCGCCGGCGCCCAGCCAUCCCCGAACUUUAACACCCCUCAACCCAACUCCACCCUCCCCUCCAUCAACCAGAACUACGAAGCGCCCUCGCAACGGGCGAGUGUCGCAGAGACCGAGUCGCGCCGCAGCAGCGUGGACAGCCGUAUGAACCAAGGCAUCAGCUCUCUCGCGAUCAACCCGGCCUCCCCCUACCACAGCACCAAUGCCUCCCAGUCCUCGAUCGUAUCGAGUCUGCAACGGGAGCGAGGCAUCCCGACCGACAUGAAUUCAUACCGGGGCCCUCGCUACUCAGGGGGCAGCCAGCCUCUGUCGCCUUUGGGCCCGCGCCCCGGGGAGCAUCGAAGUUUUGCAGCCGGUCGCACGGCUCCCGCCAUUCAAUCCAACCCGCGGUCGGAAAUUUACAACGCUGAAGCUCCCACCGCGGGUAUGGCGUAUGCCUUCCCUGACCCGGACAUGGCGCGCUCAAGCUCGGUAUCCUCCAAGGGAGAAUCCAAUCCCCCAUUCUCCCGAAAAGGCAGUACCGCGGAGUCGCUCAGCAGUAUGUAUUCCGAAUCGCGGAUGCCGCGCGGACAGCACGACCUGCCCCAAAACGUACACCACCACUCCUUGCAACACAAGGCAGUCCGCGACUUGAUCGGCGAGGAAGACACACCUCCCGGCAGCACCCCCUACAGCCGAACGCCGGAACUGCGCGUAACACAUAAACUCGCAGAGCGUAAACGCCGCAGCGAAAUGAAAGAUUGUUUCGAAUCCUUGCGUCUACGCCUGCCAUCAGGCCAAACCAACAAAUCCAGCAAAUGGGAAACCCUCACGCGCGCCAUCGAGUAUAUAAAUCACCUCGAGAAAUCAAUGGGCCAGGUGCGCCGCGAAAACAAUGCCCUGCGCGAUGAGAUGGAAGCCAUGCGCGCCCAGCUGAGCCAAGCCAAUGGCCAACCCCGACAGCCAUCCAUCUUCGAGCACCACCCCAUGAACGCACAGCAGGCCAAUGGCCAUGGCCAGACCCAAGGUCCAGUCUUUGGCUUUGCGAAUGGUGCGCCUGUGGCGCAGGAGCAGCCGCGUACUCUACCGCCGCUUAUGAAUGGAUCGGUUGCGCCUAUGCAGGGUAUCCAGUAUACCGAUGAGCGGCGGUAG
Molecule: messenger RNA, 1476 nt
Organism: Penicillium canescens
Lineage: Eukaryota; Fungi; Ascomycota; Eurotiomycetes; Eurotiales; Aspergillaceae
Exons: 3
Coding region: 1-1476 (491 amino acids)
Biological process (GO): positive regulation of transcription by RNA polymerase II
Cellular component (GO): RNA polymerase II transcription regulator complex
Molecular function (GO): protein dimerization activity; DNA-binding transcription factor activity
Source: RefSeq, a predicted model, not a curated record